Molecule: messenger RNA, 636 nt
Organism: Prosopis cineraria
Lineage: Eukaryota; Viridiplantae; Streptophyta; Magnoliopsida; Fabales; Fabaceae
Exons: 3
Coding region: 101-349 (82 amino acids)
Source: RefSeq, a predicted model, not a curated record
CUAGGGUUCAUGCAAGCAAACGUUUCGCUAGUUUGUCCACAGACUCGAGUCUUGGCCACUCCACCCAACCAGAGGACCCUGAUUCGAAAUAGACGAAAUAAUGUCAAAGAAGAACAACCUUGCUAAGAGGAAGAAACAGCACGUAUUCGAUCUCCAAAGAGAGAAACUAGAGAAGGAAAAGAAGGAGAAGAAGCUGGUGGCAAAGAAAAAUAAGAUGAAGGUUGAUGGCAGUGACAAGACAAAGAAGAGGGCUGCAAGUGGAUUUCAGGUUGGGAAGAGAAAAGUGAAGACUAAAUUGACGGCCGUAGCUAAAGCUAAAGCUGCCCAGGCAAUGGAGCUUGACAAAUGAAGUUAGAGUAGUUCAUGAUAACACAUUUAACUCUGCAAAUUUCGAAGUUGUUUUGAGGUUGAAUAUUGUUCCAUUAAGCUAUCCGAUAGAUUAAUUGUACUAUAGCUGCUUUCUUGCUCACAGUUUUUGUUCGCUCAACUGUGAAUUCAUACUAUUUCUUUGCGCUUGAUGAGUAUUUAAUCUGUAAUACUAUCUGCCUGUAUGUGGCAAGCGUAGAGCCAUUUUAGAAACUGGGCAUGAUUUCAGCGCCCAUAAUUUCAUAUCCUAAUCGAAAACUAUUCAUACCA